Molecule: messenger RNA, 2174 nt
Organism: Drosophila yakuba
Lineage: Eukaryota; Metazoa; Arthropoda; Insecta; Diptera; Drosophilidae
Gene: Rab10
Product: ras-related protein Rab-10
Exons: 4
Coding region: 236-850 (204 amino acids)
Biological process (GO): cellular response to insulin stimulus
Cellular component (GO): insulin-responsive compartment; recycling endosome; Golgi apparatus
Molecular function (GO): GTP binding; GTPase activity
Source: RefSeq, a predicted model, not a curated record
UUGCAAGCGAAAAUAUUAAUUAAUUCGGCGCAUUUAAACCGUGAAAAGAAAAAAAGAUAACACGAGAUCAAGGAUUACGGUUUAAGCGGCCAUAAGCAAGAGAAAGCGCGAAAAAAGGGAAGCGCGUUAAUAAUAAUAAUAUCGCUUGUCACCUGCGCCCGUGCGUGUGUGUGUGUGUGAGUGUGCGCGCGUGUGUUUGUGCUUUGUUCUGCGAGGGUUUCGUUGCGUUUUGGAAAUGGCAAAGAAAACCUACGAUUUGCUCUUCAAACUGUUGCUGAUUGGCGAUUCGGGAGUGGGAAAGACGUGCAUAUUGUUCCGGUUCUCGGAUGAUGCAUUUACGUCCACGUUCAUAUCGACCAUAGGCAUCGAUUUCAAAAUCAAAACAGUUGAGCUGCGCGGCAAGAAGAUCAAGCUGCAAAUAUGGGACACUGCCGGCCAGGAGCGAUUCCACACGAUAACCACCUCGUACUAUCGGGGCGCCAUGGGCAUAAUGCUCGUCUAUGACAUAACGAACGAGAAGAGCUUCGAGAAUAUAGUCAAAUGGUUACGAAAUAUAGACGAGCACGCCAACGAGGAUGUGGAGAAGAUGAUCCUGGGCAACAAGUGCGACAUGACAGACAAGCGGGUGGUCAACAAGGAGCGCGGCGAAGCGAUUGCCCGUGAACAUGGCAUUCGGUUUAUGGAAACAUCCGCCAAAUCGAACAUAAACAUCGAGCGUGCCUUCUGUGAGCUCGCCGAGGCCAUUCUGGACAAGACAUCGGGACGCGAGUCGGCGGAGAACCAGGAGCGCGUGAUCAUCGACCGCCGGAACCAAGAGAAGGCGCCGGGCUACAGCAAGUGCUGCGCGUAAAAAGCGGCGUUCCAGACGAACGGGGCGUGCUUUGGCCCGGUUUGUGCUUAGCUGUACGUGGGGAAGGCGGCGAAGGACAGAAUGGAUUGGACUGGAUGGGAUCGGGACGAAUUGGAACAGAACGGAACGGAAAGCGGUGGGGAUCGGUUUCUGAAACCGCUCUGCACGAACGAAGGGAUACAAAGCAAUAGAGCCGGGGUCAUUCGCACGUUGGGAACUUACUUAUUACGAGGAUACGCAGAUGGAACAAGCAACAGAAACAACCUACCUAAAGUUUAACAACAACAAAAGCAACAGAUAUUGUAAUACGAACAUUUGGAAGCAACUUUACAAAACUCCGAACGAUGGUGGUCAGGUGGAAUGGACCACGUUAGUUAACGCACACCUAACUUGGACACGGCUCCGUUGAAAGAAGGAGCACGGAUCUGCAUUUCGGGCCGCUCUCGAUCGGUUAACUAACGUGGCCAGAAGAUCAGCUCCAGCCACUGUCCAGCCACACGAUACGAUAAUGAUAGCGAAGACGCAGACAUAAGCAACUUUUGUAACGUACUUUUGAUAUACAUAUAGUCUUACGAUUCCUGUACUCAGUAAUUCGUUCGUCAUUCGAUUGUUCGUUCGUUCGCCAUCAAUCGCCCUCCCCUGCCGCCUCACUUAGUUUCGUUUCGUUUUGUUUUGCGUUUCAGCCUAGAUAUAAAUAACACCUAUACAUAUUAUACAUCGGAUAGUAUAUAGCCUAUACCUAGCUUGCUUUCGCUUUGUUUGUCGAUGCUAAGCCACCCAGGAGUUCGAUGGGGCGGGUGGGGAUGAACGCCCUGCUCUGCUCUGUUCCCUGGCCACUCAUCAAGCCAGGUCCUCGGCCAGAGCUGGAGUCGCAGUAGGAGUUCGAUAUAGAGAUCGAGGUGAACCGAAAUUGUUUUCUGAUUAUUGCCUAUAUAUAUACAUAUAUAUAUAUAACUACACACCGUAUAUCGCAUCGUUUUUAUGUGCAUUCGCGCUCGCACACCCAAUUUAUAUAUAUAUCUGUGUACACUUAAGGGGGCGUGGGUGUGCGCGCGUGUAUAUCUCCAUGUUUCUAUGUAAGGAUCGUGUAAGGUGCACGCCAUCAAUGUAGCAUUCGCAUUUGCAUUCGCAUCCGCAAGGGAGGAGCGCCCAAAACCAACGCACCAUCAAGCGCUCGCCUCCCGUCUCCUUGUAAUUUUAUUCUACUUUUUUUUUUGUCGUGUAAACCUAUUAUUUGUAACUGUAUAUGGAUUUAGUUUAGUUGUCCACACCAAAUGAUUUACCGAUUAAAAUAUAAAGAACAACCUAAACCAUGUCAUAUAAA